GAGAGAAAGAGAGAGAGAGAGAGAGAGAGAGAGAGGCAGGUCCGCAGGAAAUCGAGCAGCAGGCACCGAAGAAGAGAGAAAAGCGAGAAAACAAGCCGGGGAGGCUCUGCUGCGGCUGCUGCUGACUGAAAGGCGGCGCACGGAAAGCGCAGGCGGCUCCAGAACCCGGCGCUCGGUCCCGCCGGCGGAGAGCUGAACUUCGGCGAGAGCGUGAGCGACCCCCGGAUAAAUAAAUGCCUGCGGAGGGAAGAAGAGGGGCUCCAGCUGUUGCUGGACGCUUGGCGGAGGGCUCUCUGCGUGGCUGCGCUGCUCUGCUGCUACCUUCCUAACGCAACUGGGAAGGGUGGUCGCUGUGUGCGAGCUGAGGGGUGGGGGUGUUUCUUUUUUUUUAAUCCGUGGAGCACAUGCGAUAAACAAACAAACAAUUCUGGAGAUGACCAGGAGGCUUUACACCACCGUUAGUUGAACGUCAGCCCUUCAACAGGGUGUGUGUGUGUGUGUGUUUGAAUGUGUGUGUGUGUGUGUGUGUAUGAGUGUGUGUUUGAGUGGCUGAAGAGCUGAAGAGCUGAAGAGGAGACCGUAUAGCCUCCUCCUCCUCCUAUUAUUAGGUAGGUAACUAGACUAGUGGCUAGACUGUCCUCCUCUACUACACACAGUCCAUCCACUCCAGGGACGGUUUGUUAUUAUUGGGCCUGUUUAUUGAGUGGGACACACCAGUGCCUAGGAUUGACCGGGACGUCCAGACUCCAGACUUUACAGCCAGGCCCCCUCUAGUUUCUGGCCUAAGCAGAAAGCACCCCCGGUCCCAGCGGUGUCUGCAGCCAGUCCUCCCGCCGCCAUGGUGGUCUUCAACGGCGUGCUGAAGAUCAAGAUCUGCGAGGCGCUGGACCUGAAGCCCACCGCCUGGUCGCUGCGCCACGCCGUGGGCCCCAAGCCGCAGGGCUUCCUGCUGGACACGUACAUCGCGCUGAACGUGGACGACUCGCGCGUGGGUCAGACUUCCACCAAGCAGAAGACCAACAGCCCCGCGUGGCAGGACGAGUUCGUCACGGAGGUGCGCGGGGGCAAGAAGAUCGAGCUGUCCGUCUUCCACGACGCGCCGAUCGGCUACGACGACUUCGUGGCCAACUGCACCAUCCAGUUCGAGGAGCUGCUGCAGAACGGCAGCAAGCACUUCGAGGACUGGAUAGACUUGGAGCCGGAGGGAAAAGUGUAUGUGAUUAUCGACCUGUCUGGAUCGUCCAGUGAAGCAGGUGGCUGUGAGAAUGAGGAGCGCGUGUUCCGGGAGCGCAUGCGGCCCAGGAAGAGGCAGGGCGCGGUGCGGAGGAGAGUGCAUCAGGUCAACGGACACAAGUUCAUGGCCACCUACCUGAGACAGCCCACCUACUGCUCACACUGCCGCGAGUUCAUCUGGGGUGUUCUAGGAAAGCAAGGCUACCAGUGUCAAGUUUGUACGUGUGUGGUCCAUAAACGCUGCCAUGAGCUCAUCAUAACUAAAUGUGCGGGUCUGAAGAAGCAGGAGGACACGGCGGAGGCGGUGGGCUCUCAGCGCUUCAGUGUGAACAUGCCUCACAAGUUCAGUAUUCACAACUACAAAGUCCCUACCUUCUGUGACCACUGCGGCUCGUUACUGUGGGGGCUGAUGCGGCAAGGACUUCAGUGUAAAGUUUGUAAGAUGAAUGUACACAGACGCUGUGAAAGUAACGUGGCUCCUAACUGUGGAGUAGAUGCUCGGGGUAUUGCCAAAGUGCUGUCGGACUUGGGGGUGACGCCCGACAAAAUCUCCAGCAGUGUGCAGAGGAGGAAAAAGAUUAGUCAAGGUCCAGACCCUCAGCCUCUGCCCAUAUCUCCACAAACAGAGGAGGAUCGCUCCAAGUCUGCCCCCACUUCACCAUGUGACCAGGAUGCGAAGGAUUCAGAGAACAUCAGGAAGGCGCUAUCGUUUGACCACCGUGGAGAAGAGCUAAAACCAGAAGCACCUUCGUCUCUAAAUGAGGCUGGAGCUGAAGAAUCAGGGGAGGCUCGAGAGAACGGUGAAGUGAAGACGCUGCAAACCAAAAGAAUGAGCCUAGAGGACUUCUCCUUCAUCAAAGUGCUCGGCAAAGGCAGCUUUGGCAAGGUGAUGUUGGCUGAGCUGAGAGGCACAGAUGAGGUGUACGCAGUGAAGGUGCUGAAGAAAGACGUGAUCCUGCAGGACGAUGACGUAGACUGCACUCUGACUGAGAAACGCAUUUUGGCUCUGGCCAGAAAACACCCCUACCUGACCCAGCUCUUCUGCUGCUUCCAGACCAAGGACCGCCUGUUCUUUGUGAUGGAGUAUGUGAAUGGAGGGGACCUGAUGUUCCAGAUCCAGCGCUCACGCAAAUUCGAUGAACCCCGCUCCCGGUUUUACGCCGCCGAGGUCACCUCCGCUCUCAUGUUCCUGCACCGGAACGGGGUCAUCUAUAGAGACCUCAAGCUGGACAACAUCCUGUUAGACGCAGAGGGUCAUUGUAAGCUGGCUGAUUUCGGCAUGUGCAAAGAGGGCAUUCUAGAUGGCAUCACCACCACCACUUUCUGCGGCACACCCGACUAUAUCGCACCUGAGAUUCUGCAGGAGCUGGAGUACGGCCCCUCGGUGGACUGGUGGGCUCUGGGGGUGUUGAUGUACGAGAUGAUGGCGGGUCAGCCUCCGUUUGAGGCUGAUAAUGAAGAUGAUCUUUUUGAAUCUAUCCUCCAUGAUGACGUUCUUUAUCCAGUGUGGCUCAGCAAAGAGGCUGUCAGCAUCCUCAAAGCGUUCAUGACGAAGAGUCCCAAUAAGCGUCUGGGCUGUGUGGUGUCCCAGGGCAUGGAGGAAGCUAUUAAAGUGCAUCCAUUCUUUAAAGAGAUCGAUUGGGUGCUGCUGGAGCAGAGGAAAAUCAAGCCACCUUUCAAACCACGCAUUAAAACCAAGCGGGACGUCAACAACUUCGACCAGGACUUCACCCGCGAGGAGCCUGUGCUAACUCCUGUAGACGACGCCAUCAUCAAGCAGAUCAACCAGGACGAGUUCAAAGGCUUCUCCUACUUCGGCGAAGAGGCUCUGUCCUAGAAGAGCGACUUCCUGCGCUUCUCCCACGCUCCUCUCCCGCUGCUGCACACCUGCGGCCUUUCACUUUUAUCGCCUGAACGGUGAUUUACAGUGAUUUACAGUGAGCGUCUCAAUAUCUGAUUACGGGCUGCUCGUGCGGUCUGUCUGUUUUCGCUCACCAAUGCUAAGCUUUUCCUUUUGAAGAAGAAGCAUGGAAAGACUUUUAGUCCAAAAAUAGAUACAUUCAUUACAAAUACAUUCUUAUACACACACAAACAUAAAUACACACACAUAAACUAAACAUUCUGAUGGAAGUACUGUAUGUACUCAAGCUGAAGCUCUCGUGGUAGAGAGGAAAUCAGUUUCGAUAGAAGGCCAAACUGCUGAUCCAAGAAUGUGCUUGAAUAAUAAUUAUAAUAAUAUCAACUAAUAGCUAUUUAUUAUUGUUACUCAAGUCCAUUUUUGGACGAGGAGCACUUUGUGCGAAGGAGAUGGUUUACUUGUGCAGGCCAGUAAAAGAGAUUGCUGUUAGAUUGCUGGAGAUAUUGAGAGUCAGUAUAGACUUCAUCUACAUCUGGCUCUACUUAAACUACCAUUAAACUGCCAAGCUAUCAUUUAGAAACAGAAAGAAAAUACAAAAUUCCUGGUAAAGAGAUAUUUAAUGCAAGUACAGUGACUAAAAUGCAUGCAGUCUGUUGCUUUCCAUCAUAUAUUUAAAUACACUCAUCGUCAAAAAACAUAGUUGCACCCAGAAAGGAGUCAAAUGUCGGAUUCCAGUGCUGUUUAGAAGAACGAUAUAUGUUACUUUCUAGGAAGAGUAAAUAAUUAAAGUUUUAACAUUCAGACAGGUAGUAUGGGAAACUUUUGGUCAUAUUUAUUGAGUAUGUAUGUGAUAUGUAAAGCAACAUGCCAGACAUCCCAGCAGCUUACUCAGUUGUAGAGUUGUAGAGGUUCCUAAUGGUGUUCUGCGAUAACUCAUUCCAUGCAGCUUGAUAAGAAUCCCACACACUCUUAAUCGAGGAAAGACGACGUCUGACGAUGUAACGAUGUUGCCAUGCAUAGCAUCUGUGUCUUCACAAGCUUGGCAAGCUCUUGCGACUACAGUCAUAUUAGGGGACGAGCAUUGUCCUGUUAGAAUAGUGCACUAGAGGAAUAGUGGUUGAUUGCUGGACAUUUCCUGUUGGUUGGAUGGAACUAUAUAUAUUUUUUUGACAAUGAGUGUAUAUAUAUAUAUAUACAUACACACACACACACACACGUAACAAACACACACACAUGCAACACACUACAUACCAACAGAUCCUACUCUACCGAAGACGCUUUAGGGUCCUAAUGGGAGUGUAUAUGUGAAGUGUGUGGACUGGAUCCAGCACCUCCUCUUUCUCCACUCCACUGCUGUAGAAUCUAUAUUCUGAGACCACAUUGAUUGAUACUCAUGCUGUACGUCACAUCAGCAACUGUAGCUCCGCCCAGUCCAGUCCCUCUCCAAUGGAAAUGCAGAAAAAAAAAUGCGACAAACCAAAUGCAGACAACCAAUGAUUGUAUUGAAUUGAAUUGAAUUGAAUUGAACGGGUGCAGCUUGCUACCUGGCUUUGAGCUGGAAGAAGAUGAGGAAUGCAAAGCUGAGGAGAGUCUUGAUCUUCAGGAUUGACAGGAGCGUCAGUCAGAGCCUGUCAGUGGACUGAUGUUAGAUGAAUGAACUUGUUAGAAUGUUAGAAUGACGAACUUCUACCAUCUACCUUCUACCUUCUCUCUGGAUGUCUGUCCCAUUAGAAACAGUGUUGUCUUCAAUCCAGGCGAAUUAAAAAAAAAAAAAAGUAUUCAUGAAUGUGUCUGUAUGUGUGUGUAGGAGUGUGUGUGAGUGUGUUUGUGUGUGUCGGAGAGUCUGAGAGAAAGCUAGAGAGAGGUUGGUGUAUCGUGGAUGACUCUUUGAGUGUCAGUCGACUAUGUUAAAUCUAUUUUUAUUAUUCUAAUUAUUAUUGUUAUUGUUAUUAUUACUGGAUUGUCUUGUCGCCGAGCUGCUGAACUGUUCCGCAAAGCAGCAAGAACAGCACGAACUGUUCCGCAUAGCCGUGUGGGAAGAUCUAGCAGCGCCUAUCCACGUCUGUCUCUGUGUAUAGAACAUGUCCUGUAUAUUAGCCUGUGAACUCUUUUGGUAAUAGGGGUCUCAUCCGUUGCAUGGCCAUGCAAACAAUAAUAAUGUGUAUUUACUAGACAGCGAGAAAAAAAAGUUACAAUGUCCAUGUGCAAUAUGCUGUGUGUGAGUCUCAUUCGCUUUGCUUUUUUUUUUCUCUUCAUUCCCUUCUGUAUCUCUCUAUUUUUUCUUUUUCUUUGUCUCUUUUUUUACUGUGUGUCUCAAUCCAGUUGCUGAGACGGACAUUUUCAUUUUGAGUUGCUUAAAUUCAUUGUUUUAGAAAAACACUCCAAUACGUUUUUAUUCAUUUUUAUUCCUGAUUUUUUAACAUAGAGUACUUUCACAUUCUUGAAUCUCAUUAUCUCUUAUUCCAUUGUGCUGUAGAAGCCUAGGGCAUUCACAAAAUGAAUGAGUAGAGGAGUGGCAGGUCUUUCAGGACCUAUUUGACACUUUAUGGUAGUGUAAGUUUUAUAUGUUAAAGAGCUUCUUUUGUUUGUACACUCUUCAAAAUGAUGGGGCUUCAGAUGGUUCUUUAAGCAAUGUCAUAGGAGGACCACUCCAUAAAUUCCAUCAGACUUCUCGUAAUGUUCUAUAGACAAGCAGGAAACCUGAUGAAACCUGAAGGGUUUCUUCAGUGGCUUUGCUCAAAGGUGCUGUUUGUAAGUUGGAUGCAGGUGGAACGGGGUUCUGGGCCUUGCUCAGAGUUCAUAAUACUCAUAACUUGACAAACCCGUUUUUGAACCCACAACCCUGAGAUCAGCAAUCCAGUGCUCAAACCCCUGAGCCACUACUGCCCACAUCUAAAGCACCUUUAUUUUUAACAGUGUUAAAAUGAUAUAAUAUGUGAAAGUAAGGGCACAUUUGGAGAAAUUACAUAUUUUGUUCACUUUAAAAAUGUUUCCAACUAAAAUCUGCAAGUGUUCAUGCAAAAUUAGUGAGGUGAACCCAAUUCAACUUAUUCAUUUUUUUACUUUUAACAUAAUUCGAAUCUGGCAGUUGUUCCUUACAUCAUGUCAUGAUGAAUGGACCAGUAGAAAGGCUUCUAUUGACAGAUAUGCUUUUGGUAUCAUUUUGUUUUGAGUGUUUUUUGUCUAGCAUCUGAAUAUUUUGAGUUAAAUAUCUUGGAGGUGGGUACCACUUUAAAAUAAGACUACCUUUAUAAAGGGUUUAUAAAUGGUUUACAAUUAGUUUCAUUAAUUGUUAUUAAUUAGGUUGUAGAUGCCUUAAAAAAUCAUUAAUAAUCAGUUAUAACACAUACAUAAAAAGGGCAAUAAUUACCUGUUGUUUGCCAAAUAGUGAACCAACAGCCAUCUAUAUUGUUGCCCUUGCUCUACAUAAGUGUUAUAACUGAUUAUUAAUGUUUUUAAGGCAUUUACAACCUAAUUAGUAACAUUGAUAAACUAAUUGUAAAUCAUUUAUAAACCAUUUAUAAAGGUAGUCUUAUUUUAAAGUGGUACCAAAUUUGUUCUGUCGAUGCAUUACUAAUGUUAAGUAGAUGUACUGUUAAUAUGUUACAUGAAUGUGGGCCCUGAGUGGUCGUCCGGUCUAAAGCGCUGCCACUAUAAUUGGGAGAGUGCUGGUUUUGAAUCCUGGCCAUGCAGCUUGCCAUCAGCUGCCGUAGCCUCUAGAAACGCAAUUGGCCUCGCUUUCUGAGUGGGUAGAUGGUGCCCUCUUCCCAAAGACAGGCACUCCAAAGGGUGAUGUCGGUCAGCACAAGGCAUCUGUGAGCUGAUGUAUCAGAGCCAAGUCAUUGCGCUUUUCUCCAAGUGCAUCAUUGAUGCAUCAGCAGCAGUUGGAAAAGAGGCGGUGGCUGACUUCACAUGUGUCGGAGGAGGCAUGUGCUAGUCUUGGUGCUCAUUGGUGGUUGUUGGUGCAAGGUGUGAAGAGUGACGAUUACUAAGAAUUCAUUACGAUUCAUUAGGGUAACUAAACCCCCUGAUUUUAGCUGACUCCACCCUUAGCUUAAAUUUGAAAAAUGGGAGGAGUAGUUUGGGAGGGGCACUGAGUGAUGUUUGGGUGUCACGGUUUGCGUAUUGUGACUGUCCACGUACCAAAGUACGCGGAAAUAUCAUCCUCGCCUUUAGCACAGUUGAACCUGCGAGGGCGCUGCAGAGACGGAAAUCAUUUUAAGCAGGACUGUUUUUUUAUAACUUCAAAUAACACAUUUCAGCUAUUGAGAAAAAUAUAUAGUUUAGGAUUUAGUCCCUCUUAAAGACAUUGAUUCUUCAGCUGACAGUUCCUUACCAAAAUUUCUGACCUGGCUAAAUACUCCUAGCAAUUUAAUUAAGGCCUAAUGAAUUAUCUGAGUCAAUGGACACCAACACAUGUGUUGGACUAAUUUUUGCUUUUUUAUAUUUUACGUAUCUGUCCCAUUAACACUUGCAGAUUUUAUUAUACAAUGCAAAUUACAUGUUUGCCACAAAAUGUCAUUUGACUAGUGGUGCCCAAUCUAUGACCAUCUAGGCUUUCUGGACAAGUCCCAGUCUCAAGACAAAAACUCUAAACCUUAGGUAUCUUAGUAAAUAUACUUUGUAGACAUUAAAUUACUGCCUGUAUCCUAUUGGAUGAACAUGGAAGGGCCAUUUCUGGUCAGGUAUAUUAUUAGAAGGAUGGUAGGUCAUUCCCAGCAUAUCUGUAACACUAUUGUAUGUUAAUGCUGUGUUAGUGUGGAGCUGGUAUGUGUGAAUUGGUUUCUUAAGAUCUUAAGAUCAAAAUCACUUGUGCUGAGACCAAAAAAAAAGCCACUGUGAGAUUAACAGUAGGCCUGUCACGAUUAUUAUUAUAAUAUCGACAUAUUUUUCAUUAUGGCCUGGCCAAGAUUUAAAAUAUUUAAGAUAUUUAAAAAAUCCUAUUGCAAUGUUAUCUAAAUAAUUAAAGUUAAUUGCUCUUUAAAAUGGUAGAACUGGUAGAAUUAUUAUGCAGUAUACUAAUCACCAUUGUAUCAGUGGCAUAAACUUAAUAUUCUCUUAAAAUUCAAUUCAAUUUAUUCAAAUUCAAAUUUAUUUACAUAGUGCUAUGGUCACAAAACAACUUUACAAAAAAAUAAGUCCAAGUCUCUUGUGAGUAAGCACCACAGUGAUGCCAAUAAUUAUGGUGACAAAAGUGGCAAGAAAAAAACUUCCUUACAUUAAGAGGAAGAAACUUUAGGAGGAACCAAGACUCAGUCAGAGGAACCCAUUCCCCCUUUUCAAAUGACGAUAAUAUCAUAUAUCCUAAUUUCCCAAGUUAUUAUGACAGGCCUAUUGAGAUCUCAUUGUUUCCUUCUUACCCUGUUAGUCUUCAGAAUCAUUCACAUGUCACUCACUCCUUUUUACUUUUGUUUCUUUUGUGUUUCUUUUAUCACUUUGUGUAUCUUGUCUUUGUGUUUCGCUGCUUUAACUGCAAACUAGAAAAAAAAAGAAAACAAGGCCUCAAUCCUGCCGUCUUCUCAACACCGAAUGGACACCGGCUCACUACUUUUACCCAGUUAAGAAUAUUUAAAUCAAAAGAUGACUACAUAAGACCAUAGGACACAUUCUGGCUGUUGUAACUUUUCACCUGUUCAAGCAAAAAUAAACCUAUACCUGUCUGAAAACA
Molecule: messenger RNA, 8759 nt
Organism: Astyanax mexicanus (Mexican tetra)
Lineage: Eukaryota; Metazoa; Chordata; Actinopteri; Characiformes; Acestrorhamphidae
Gene: prkceb
Product: protein kinase C, epsilon b
Exons: 15
Coding region: 839-3070 (743 amino acids)
Biological process (GO): protein phosphorylation
Molecular function (GO): ATP binding; diacylglycerol-dependent serine/threonine kinase activity
Source: RefSeq, a predicted model, not a curated record